Molecule: messenger RNA, 5331 nt
Organism: Mus musculus (house mouse)
Lineage: Eukaryota; Metazoa; Chordata; Mammalia; Rodentia; Muridae
Gene: Nlk
Product: nemo like kinase
Exons: 12
Coding region: 2451-3578 (375 amino acids)
Biological process (GO): signal transduction; transforming growth factor beta receptor signaling pathway; regulation of signal transduction
Cellular component (GO): nucleus; cytoplasm
Molecular function (GO): ubiquitin protein ligase binding; DNA-binding transcription factor binding; protein kinase activity
Source: RefSeq, a predicted model, not a curated record
AUUCUCCACAAUGCUAUCCAAUGGGACAUACGAAAGGCGGGACCUAUGUCAAUCUUUUUUCCCCCAUUUGUCCAAUUAUAUAUCUAUUUGUACUCAGUUCCAUCCCACUUAGUCUUCAACCCAAGGAUUGGUUUCUCUGUUCUUUGUUCCUGGCUCGUGAUUGGUUUUUUUCCUCAUUCCGCCCCUCUCUUCUAGCUCUUGCAGGCGGGAUUAGCACGCAGCUUCCUGCUCUUUCCAAAAAUAAAAAAAUAAAAAAAAAAUAAAAGAAGAAAAAGAAAAGAGGAGAGAGGCGAAAGAAAAAAAAAAAAAGUCACGGAGAUUUUUGAUUUUUAAUUGGCUUUCAGUCUUGUCGGUCAGGCCAAGAUUUGCCUUUUUAUUGGUCUGUCUGUCUGCCCAUCCUGAACCGGGGGCGGGAUUUCCCCAGGAGACCCACACCUGGUUGCCACUGGUCGACCAGUGCGCCUGUCUGAAGCUUCCGGCCAGGGAUUGGAGGCGGACGCGGACAGGUGGGCGUGGAUUGGCUAGGGCAGCCGGUCAGUGUGAGGCGGGGGCGGGGCCUCGGCGGCUGGUUGCGCGUGUCCGCCGCUGGCUCCGCUCUAUCCGGCUUUGCUAGGGGAGGUGAGUCCGGCCGCGGCGGCACCGGCGGCUGAGAAGGCGGCGGCUGAAGAGAAAGCGGUCACGGCGGCUGUGGAGAAAGCGACCGUGGGCACGGAAGCCGGGUGGGGGGGAGGGGGGGAGACGGAGCAGCCUUGAGCCCUGCAGGGGCCGUCGCGCGGGGGACCCACCCGCUCUCCCCCCCAACCCUCCUCAGCACAAGCCGGCGGCGGCGGGGGCAGGAGUCAGCCUGCUUCCGACCGUCCCCCGCCCGCUUCCCGGGGCUCCUAUUCUUUGGCCCCGGGACCCUAACCUCCUCCGGGGCGGUUCCCUGUGUCUGGGCGUCCGAGUACUGCCCACCGCUCUUUCAUUCCCUCCCUGCACCUUCUUCCCUUCACUUUUGCCGGGGUUUUCUCUCUCCUCUUCUGUCCUGCCUGUCGCCUCUUCGCCUCACUCUCUUCCUCCAGCCUCCUUCCCUGGCUCAUUCUGCCUAGGAAAGUUUGGUACAUCUCCUCAGUCCCCCCAAUCAGGUCAACCAGACUCGGAGUAGGGGGCGAUGUAGGAAGGCCUGAGAGUUCGAGGGGAGGGAAGCUGGAAGCUGGUUUCCCUGAUAAUUUCCCCUCAUCUUUUUUGAUUUAGAGUGGUUGGAAUUUUUUUUUAAUUGUGUUUUUGAGGAGGUGGGAGGUGUUUAGAAAAGGAUGUGGGAAUGGAAGGGGUAGAUGAGUCAACCCUCUUACAAGAUUCCAAGGGUGGCGUGUUACCAGAUCCUUUUCGUGUGCGGAGUUCAGGGGGUCGGGAGGUUUGGCCUUUAUUCCCACAUUCAAAGUUGGAACCUCCCCCCCAUUAAGAAUGGAGUUUUAGUAUCCACUUGUGGCAGGAAUCCUGGGGGGAAGGGGCCCUUUUCCCUUUUUCUUUUCCUUUUUUUUUUCUUCUUAUUUUAUGUUCUUAACUUUUAUUUUGACAACCCAUACCCUUCCACACACUCUCACCCCCAAAUCGAACACCCAAGAUUGUCAAACUUGUCUGGAUUGACCGAUGAAGACAUAAAGCCAGUUCCGCUCUAUGUUUUUUGAGGUGGAGUGAGUGGUUUUUCUUCAUUUUUUUAAAUGGCCAAAUGACAGCUUGACCCAGUUUGCUUUCCAAUCAAAGGGCAUUUUUUUGAAUGUCUCUUUGUGGCACAAGAGCCAACGCAAAAAUGAUGGCGGCUUACAAUGGCGGUACAUCUGCAGCUGCAGCAGGUCACCACCACCACCAUCAUCACCACCUUCCACACCUUCCUCCUCCUCACCUUCACCACCACCACCACCCUCAACACCACCUUCAUCCGGGGUCGGCUGCUGCCGUACACCCAGUCCAGCAGCAUACGUCUUCGGCAGCUGCGGCAGCCGCCGCAGCAGCUGCAGCCGCAGCCAUGUUAAACCCUGGGCAACAACAGCCAUAUUUCCCAUCCCCGGCACCGGGUCAGGCUCCUGGGCCAGCCGCAGCAGCCCCAGCUCAGGUACAGGCUGCUGCAGCUGCUACAGUUAAGGCGCACCAUCAUCAGCACUCGCAUCAUCCGCAACAGCAGCUGGACAUUGAGCCGGAUAGACCAAUUGGAUAUGGAGCCUUUGGCGUUGUCUGAUGGACUCGUCAGGAAUUUCAAAGAACUGUUUUAAAAAUGAGGAAAUACAGUUCGGGAACUUGGUGGCGCGGGUGCUUAGGAGACGGAGAUGAAAAGGAGCGCGAGCUGUGACGGGGCUGUAACCACGAGGACAGCAAGAGCUUGGAAGCAAAGAGCACCACUAUUGAGGACCUGAAGGAUCCCCAAGCUAACACUGGGACUUCAGAGACAGGGAACAUCACUGUAGUAACUACAAAUGUCAGUAACAGAUCCAAGAGAUGGAAAGAGAGUAGCACUCAAAAAGAUGCCCAACGUCUUCCAGAAUCUGGUCUCUUGCAAAAGAGUCUUCCGGGAAUUGAAGAUGUUGUGUUUUUUUAAACAUGAUAAUGUACUCUCUGCCCUUGACAUACUCCAACCUCCACACAUUGACUAUUUUGAAGAAAUAUAUGUUGUCACAGAAUUGAUGCAGAGUGAUCUACAUAAAAUUAUCGUCUCUCCUCAGCCACUCAGCUCGGAUCAUGUCAAAGUUUUUCUUUAUCAGAUUUUGCGAGGUUUGAAAUAUCUCCAUUCAGCUGGCAUUUUGCAUCGAGACAUUAAGCCAGGGAACCUCCUUGUGAACAGCAAUUGUGUUCUAAAGAUUUGUGAUUUUGGAUUGGCCAGAGUGGAGGAAUUGGAUGAAUCCCGUCAUAUGACUCAGGAAGUAGUUACUCAGUAUUACCGGGCUCCGGAGAUCCUGAUGGGCAGCCGUCAUUACAGCAAUGCUAUCGACAUCUGGUCUGUCGGGUGCAUCUUUGCAGAGCUACUGGGCCGAAGAAUAUUGUUUCAGGCGCAGAGUCCCAUUCAGCAGUUGGAUUUGAUCACAGAUCUGUUGGGCACACCAUCACUGGAAGCAAUGAGGACAGCUUGUGAAGGUGCUAAGGCACACAUACUCAGGGGUCCUCAUAAACAGCCAUCUCUUCCUGUGCUCUACACCCUCUCCAGCCAGGCCACACAUGAAGCUGUUCACCUGCUUUGCAGGAUGUUGGUCUUUGAUCCAUCAAAAAGAAUAUCCGCUAAGGAUGCCUUAGCCCACCCCUACCUAGAUGAAGGGCGGCUGAGAUACCAUACGUGUAUGUGCAAGUGCUGCUUUUCCACCUCAACGGGGAGAGUCUACACCAGUGACUUUGAGCCUGUCACCAACCCCAAAUUUGAUGACACCUUUGAGAAGAACCUCAGCUCUGUCCGACAGGUUAAAGAAAUUAUCCACCAGUUCAUUCUGGAACAGCAGAAAGGAAACAGAGUGCCUCUCUGCAUCAACCCGCAGUCCGCUGCCUUUAAGAGCUUUAUUAGUUCCACCGUCGCUCAGCCGUCUGAGAUGCCGCCGUCUCCUCUGGUGUGGGAGUGACUGUGGAAGACACUGUACUACUGAAGAUGUAAUGUAGCUUUCACUGGAGUCUGGGAUUUGCAAUUCUGGAGGGUUAAUCAUGCUUGUACUGUAAUUUUACUAAUGAAGUUUUAAAUUAACAACCACUACUUGUAUGAUAUGAAUAAUAUUUAGAAAUGUUACUAGACUUUUAAUCUUGUAAAGUGGUUGUGCUUUUAGAAGAAAAAAAAAUAUUUUACCCAGAGUUGCACAUGGUUAAAGAAUUCAGUGCAGCUGUUGCGGCUCACCUCAGAACAAAUGAAAAUUGAACCAAAUUUGGGCAUUUGGGGUUUAUGUUUUUAUUUUAUUAUUAUUUUUUUUAAUGAAGUAAGAUUGUUCACAUGUAUACACUCAGACACAGAGGACAGUCAUACAUUUUGAUAUUUGAGCCAUUCCUAAAGAUUAAGGGUUUUCUAAAACUAAAGAAUCUAGAAAGCUUGCCAGUGACCAAUCAUGGAGCCUCGUGAGCUAACUGUGGCCGCGCCUGGGGCAUGGGCAGGAGGGGCCACCUAAUGAUGAAGCCAGUGAUUGGCUUCUCAUUAGAGCCGUGCUGGUGGUGUGUGCGGUCUAACCUCCAAUGCUGUGCGUAGAAAGAAUGAGUUUGUGGCUAGGAGAAACUAACCCUCUGUUUCCCUUACCCGGUAUAAAUAUAUAUAUACAUAUAUAUAUUUAAUCUAUUUUUAUUAGAAGUUUUUCUGCUCUUUCUUACAUAAAAAAAAAAAAAGACCCAAGCAUGCAUCUUUCAUGUAUGUAAAUAAUUCAUUUCUGGGCUAAUUUCAAAAGAAUCCCAACACUGCUGUAUAGAGAACUAGCUUGCACAUUUUAGGUCUGUGAAAUUCUGUGAGACUUUUCCUGCACUGGACAGUGAAAAAUAAUAAAUAAAAGACAAAAAGAAAUUUUAAAAAAAAUUACAGCCACAAAGGCACAUAGGGAAUCAUGUCAAAUGUGUUUGUGUCCUUAGGCAAAGCUGUGGGAGUCUUGAGAUGUCACAGUAGUAAAUAACUUAUUACUUUUUUGACAAAUUCUUUUUCCUGCUGGAACACUGAACUCUGUGCAUAUGUAAAUAUGAGCACCAAUCGAAGGCCUCUACCUCCUGGAGUUACACAACUUGGCUUGUUACCUCCACACGCUGAUGAUGACUCUUUUUUUUUUUUUUUAAGUUCAAUGUGGAGACUUGAAACUUGAAUGUCCCUUCCAACUUUUAUAUUAAAAAUAAAAAGACAAGAAAAUUGAAGAGCGUUUUUCACCUGUACGAGGAGUACUAACGGAUCGUCUUAAAACUGGUCUAGGAAAAAGCUUGGUGUGUGUGUUACGGACAAUUAACUGUUAAAGUUACUGUAAGUUAUCUGUAUUUAGCAGAGUAUUUUCAUCUUGAGUGAUCUGAGCUGAAUUUGAAGACUAUUAAGUUAUAUUUGGAAGUUUUAACUUCAAUGAAGUAAUUAUUUGCUGUGAAAGAAACAAACAUUGAAUUACUAAACAAAGAUGGUGCAAUAUCUUUGUUGUCGUUGUUGUUGUUGUUGUUUUUAUGAGGCUCCUGAGAAGCUACCCAACCGAAGCAUUUCAGUCCCCUUGACUGAGCAUCAAAAGAGCCCGAGAAGACACUGGUGUGAAAGGUUGGUGUGAAAGGUACAAUCUCAGAGGUCGGUCAGUUACCGUGGCACACUUCCUGGUCACUUUGUACAAUGUAGAUUUGAAGUACAGUGGUGAGAACAUUAAACGUGACAUUUGAAAACAA